AUGGGUAAAUCUAAUAGUAAACUUAGUGAAGAACAACUUCGAGAAUUGCAAAAGUUUAACAAGAAUGAACUUCAACUAUGGUACAAAGGAUUCAUAAAAGACUGUCCAACUGGUGAACUUGACAAAACCGAGUUUCAAAAGAUAUAUAGGCAAUUUUUUCCUUUCGGUGAUCCUUCCCGGUUUGCUGAAUAUGUAUUUGAUGUCUUUGACGAGAAUAAGAAUGGAAAAAUAGAUUUCAAAGAGUUCAUAUGUGCACUAUCUGUCACUACCAGAGGAAAAGUGGAUGAUAAAUUGCUAUGGGCGUUUCAUCUUUACGAUAUAGACAAUGAUGGUUAUAUAACGAAAGAAGAAAUGUUACAGAUUGUAGACGCUAUAUACAAAAUGGUUGGUAGUAUGGUGAAAUUACCGGCUGAUGAAGAUACGCCUGAAAAACGAGUCACUAAAAUAUUUACAUUGAUGGAUAAAAAUCAAGAUGGUAAACUCAGUAUAGAAGAAUUCAAAGAAGGCUCAAAACAAGACCCUACAAUUGUUCAGGCUUUAAGCUUAUAUGAUGGCUUA
Molecule: messenger RNA, 558 nt
Organism: Acaulospora morrowiae
Lineage: Eukaryota; Fungi; Glomeromycota; Glomeromycetes; Diversisporales; Acaulosporaceae
Source: the annotation of a GenBank genome assembly